UGGUAAUUCCAAAAUCGAUAAGGGGCCUCGGCAGCAGUCUUCGCUUCUUUGGCUGCAUUUGCAGUCGAAAAAAGAAACUUUUACACAUAGAAAAGCCAAGAUCGAAGUUUGAUAACCCAGUGAAGAGCCACCUCAGCCCAGCACAUCCCUUCACCAUGUCUCUGUAUGACGGGCUGGGUCUGGACUCAGGAGCCAAGGAUGACACCAAGAAAACAAGUGCAGAUGUUUCUGGCUGGUCAUCAUCAAUUAAGUUACUUCAGUCCCAACUGGCCCUGAAGAAAGCUGCUCUCACCCAGGCUCAGAGGCAAAAGGCCAGGACUGCUACAGUAGCGCCUGUGGUGGCCCUGGGCAGUGCUAAAGUGAAGGAGGAGCUAGCGGAGGCAGCCGGCAGCAGCAGCAGCAGUGGCAAACAGUCUGUAGUACGGGACAUGCCUCCCCCUCCCACCCUCUCCUUCAACAGACCUGCACAGCAUCCCAGAGUGAGCAAAAACCUGUUUCUGCCUAUCAUUCAGGACCCCAGUCAGAUGCCGGCAUCCAUUCCCGGAGAGGAGGCGCUGAUUAACGUGAUUGACGAGUACGACCCGCUCUUCCCCAAUGACUACGAGAAGGUCGCCAAGGAGUUCCGGGAGAAACAGGCGCGCGAGAGAGACCAGGAGCGAGAGAGGGACGUGGACGAGAGAGACAGGAGGCGGAGAGACAGAGAUCGGGACAGAGAGAGGGAUCGGGACCAUGAGCGGGACAGAGACAGAGAGCGGGAUAGAGAUCGGGACAGAAGAGACCGCUAUGGCGAUGAUGACUUUGACCGGGACCGCGGACGUCGUGGUGGAUUCCCGGGCUACCGCGACCGUGAUGAUGAUGAUGACCGGGACAGACGAAGAUCUGGUAGUGGUGGCAUGGUUCCACCUCCAGGGUUUGCCCCACCACCAAACAAUGAUGAAGAGCCAAAGACUUUCAACAGAAAAUCCAGAGGAGCUGGAUACGGUGGUGCUGCCAUCGCCCCCCCUCCCAGUUUAGAUGACGAGGAUGUUUACAGCAGGAAGCCCAGUCGUGGAGGCGGCUUUGUAGCAGCCUCUGGAUCCAGCGAUGACCCUCCUGAAGAGAGGAAACCCAGAUCACGUCGCUCAGGAUCAGGCUUCCCCCCUCCCCCCAACCUGGAUGAUGACAGCGACUAUAGCAGAAAACCCAGAUCAACUCCCUUCGGCGGUGCAGCGAUCGCCCCUCCCCCCAGCCUUCAGGAUGAUGAGCCACCAUUUGAAAGAAAACCGCGAUCAAGUAAUUAUGGAGGAGCUGCUAUUGCCCCGCCUUCAAACCUAGAUACACCUGAAAGAGAUUCAGGAGAGGACCUGCGUAUCUCCGGGGAGGAGGCCUUCGCACGGCGGGCCAAGCUCAGCAUGCAGUCCAAACGGCGGGACGAGGAGGAACGGGAUCCGGAGAGAUCCACGACACCACCACCUGGCAGCAGCUUCGCAGCGACCAUCGGUGGCUCUGGUGGUUUGGCGGCAAGUCGUAUCAUGGCAAAGUAUGGCUACCGGGAGGGUCAGGGACUGGGCAAGUCUGAACAGGGCAUCAGUACAGCCUUACAAGUGGAGAAAACCAGCAAGAGGGGAGGAAAGAUCAUCCAAGGGACACUGGAGCCUAAAGUUGUUAAACCUGAGCUGGACUCCAUCACAGAAAUCAUGAAGAACCCGACGAAGGUGGUUGUGUUACGGAACAUGGUAGGUCCCGGAGAGGUUGACGAGGACCUUGAACCUGAAACAGCUGAGGAGUGUGCCAAAUAUGGUAAAGUCAACAAGGUCGUCAUCUUUGAGAUGCCAGGAAGACCAGAGGAUGAGGCUGUCAGAAUAUUUGUAGAGUUUGAAAGAUUAGAAGCAGCCAUUAAAGCUGUGGUAGAUCUUAACGGCCGUUACUUUGGUGGACGGUUGGUGAAGGGGGCCUUCUACAGUCUGGACAAGUUCCGGACACUGCAGCUGGCAGAUGAGCUGUGAAAUGAAUAAUAUGUGUACUGUUUAAAUGUGGGGUGUUGUAGUACAGUAAUACAGUUCAGAUCUCGAUUAACUUCCGAUCUGCAUACACGAUAAAAUGCGAAUCACGAUAAAAAAAUUGUGCAAAAUGCGAUACCGUGCAUUGCAAAAGCUGUGCACUUUUCAUUUAAAUAACUUUCAUUUCUCGUCACGUGUAUAACAUUUAGAUGUUCAUUUGACCGUGUGUGGUUAUGCAUUAUAGAUAGCCACAGGCAAUUGUGCAUGCAGUUUACACAGCUUUUACAGAAGUUUUAACUACAUGGUAUAAGACUUUUUCAAGGCUGUCAAUCGCAAUGCGUGCGACCUUUGCACGACAAAUAAACAAGACUAAUCUGUGCGUAAAAUGCAUGGGAAGGGAAGUUAACUGAUAUCUGUACUGUAUGUGACAUGGCAGGCUGUACAAAGUUGACUGUGGGAAAACUGCAUGUGCUGUACAGGGUUGUUCUGUUGAGUCUUACUUUUAAGUAAAACAUGUACAUGCUAAAGUAAAGCAUGACGCCUUUUGUGCCCCGACGUCCUGUGUAGAACUGUCAGAGCUGUGAUCUUCAUAUUGCCAGUCGUCCCUCAAUCCUAUCUCUACUGGUUUCUUCCAAAACAGAAGUAGAAAUGGUUAAGUAGCUUAAAACAGCUGUGACAUCUGAGAACCAACCCAUAAUCAGUGUUUAGCCUGUGUAUUCAACAUCUGGUAAGAAUUGGCAUUCAAAUUCCAAAGACACGAAACACAUCCACUAAAUGGUCAUUUGUGAAUGUUUGAAUUUUAUCACUUAUAAGCGGGGAUGCAUAGGCAAACCUACAUACAUGUACAUGCUAUAGGUGUAAGAAUCUCUUAACAUCGUGGGCAUCCCAUGAAUCAUCUAUAUGUCAUAAAAAGAGUACAAAAACCUGUGCUGUAUUUACUGAUUUAUGUAUGUUACUGAGCAAAGUUGAUGGAUUAGCUCUGGCUAAGGACAUUCUGUGUAUAAUGCCCUUGCUCUGGUUAAGUGGAAUAAUUGAAAAUUAAA
This is a messenger RNA of Branchiostoma belcheri (Belcher's lancelet), 3022 nucleotides long. RefSeq names its product splicing factor 45-like. Lineage: Eukaryota; Metazoa; Chordata; Leptocardii; Amphioxiformes; Branchiostomatidae. Gene Ontology annotation, cellular component: precatalytic spliceosome. Gene Ontology annotation, biological process: mRNA cis splicing, via spliceosome; alternative mRNA splicing, via spliceosome. Gene Ontology annotation, molecular function: RNA binding. The record is from RefSeq and is a predicted model, not a curated record. Bases 156 to 1985 code for a protein of 609 amino acids. The transcript has 17 exons.